AUGGGGAGUCCGUGCUGUGAGAACAUGGACUGCACUGCACACUCACCUCUCUACAUCAGUCACCCCUACACUGACCCCAGGACGGAACGGCUGGACAAGACGGAUGACAUCCAACUGCCCUACAGUUUAUUGGGGCUCCCAGAGCGCGGCUGGCCAGGGGUCUACCUUCCCUGCUACAACAGAUUAGAUCUAGAGGAGAACCCCUGGGUGCCGAGGAUGACAGAGGCCCCCGCUUCUGCUGCUCCUUCCUCCAGGACUCCAGAGCCAAGUUUGCCUUCAACCAACCCAGACCAGGAUCCUCCCCCUGAGACAGAGGAGUGCUGUCUGGAGCAAGUCCACACCAUGGUGGUGGGAGAGGUGCUAAAAGAUAUCGACACAGCCUGCAAGCUGCUCAACAUUACGCCAGACCCCUUGGACUGGAGCUGUGUGCAUGUUCAGAAGUGGCUGCUCUGGACCGAGCACCUGUACAGGCUGCCACAGGUCAGCACCAUGUUUAAGGAGCUGAUGGGGAGAGAUCUGUGCUCCAUGACAGAGGCAGACUUCAGGCAACACUCCUCACAGUUUGGGGACAUUCUGUAUGCUCAUCUGGACAUAUGGAAAUCUGCUGCAGCAAUGAAGGAACGGUGCCCACCAGAUGACAGCAAGUCUGCAGCUGAUGAUGACUCCUGGUCAGAUGUGAUGUGUAACUGCCCCAGUCAGCCCAUUCACCUGUGGCAGUUCCUCCGAGAGUUGCUCCUCAAGCCGCAUAACUACAGCCGUUGCAUCCGCUGGGUCAACAAAGAGAAAGGAAUUUUCAAAAUAGAAGACUCAGCUCAUGUGGCUAGGUUGUGGGGCAUCAGGAAGAACCGGCCAGCUAUGAAUUAUGACAAAUUGAGUCGCUCUAUACGCCAGUACUACAAGAAGGGCAUCAUUCGAAAGCCUGAUGUGUCCCGCAGGCUGGUCUACCAGUUCGUCAAGCCUGUAUGGUGAAAAGGGUCAUGGGAAAAUGAGCCAAGGAGAAGCCAAUGUUAUGCUGGUCAUACAUUGGGAGUAACCUAAACUCUGAAGCUCAUUUCUUGCAUUUGAUGUUUCAUUUCAAUUGUAAAGACUG
Messenger RNA from Monopterus albus (swamp eel), 1090 nucleotides. RefSeq names its product SAM pointed domain-containing Ets transcription factor. Gene Ontology annotation, molecular function: DNA-binding transcription factor activity, RNA polymerase II-specific; sequence-specific DNA binding. NCBI's taxonomy places the organism in Eukaryota, Metazoa, Chordata, Actinopteri, Synbranchiformes, Synbranchidae. The record is from RefSeq and is a predicted model, not a curated record. The transcript has 5 exons. The coding region runs from base 1 to 969 and encodes 322 amino acids. Gene Ontology annotation, biological process: regulation of transcription by RNA polymerase II; cell differentiation. Gene Ontology annotation, cellular component: nucleus.